Messenger RNA from Striga asiatica, 699 nucleotides. The record is from the annotation of a GenBank genome assembly. Lineage: Eukaryota; Viridiplantae; Streptophyta; Magnoliopsida; Lamiales; Orobanchaceae.
AUGAGUAAGAACACUCUUGGUCUCGAAAGAAGCCUUGACCAACUUCACAGCCUAUUCACCUCCUUUUCCUCCAAGGCCCCAACUUCCUUGAUGUUAAGCUUGUUCAACAAGGUGAUGCUGGAGAUUGCUGACAUCGGCAUGACGACCAAAUCAUCCAUCACCAUAUACGUCACUACCCCUUUCACAAACCCACCUUCAUUACCCGCAGGUGGGCCCACAUACUGCAGAGCCUGCCCCAUUUUCUGGUGGCAGCCUGGACACGUGGCAGCUGGGCAAUCUGUGACGUUGUUAAUAGGGGGACCGGGGAGCAAUAAUCUGGUUUCAAAAGAUUCGUUGAGGUUCUCUAGGCUUUCGUACAAAUUGGCUAGUGACCCUGCCAUUCCCUGUUUUCCCAGCAGGCUAACGAGCCUAGCCACGGGUAUGGAGAGUAUGUGGAAUAGCAAAUCCACGCAGUCUUUGCCAGCCUCCGCAAAAAGGACCCGUUUCGCUUGGGUGUCCAUCAGGAGCUUCAUGCUUAACCUGCGACCAAUGUUUUGUUUGGCUAUUGAAGUGUCCAAGAAUAACGUUCAAAUCUGUUCUGCGGGUUAUGGAGAUGUUGAUGUUCACCCACCUGCUGUUGUUUGGAUGAACUACCACCAAUUCUUGCCUCCUCUGUUUGAACAAGAUCUGGGUUUACAGUGGCAGGUUCCCAUGAGCCCU